AUGACCGAAUUUGUUGGCUCUCACACCGCAUCUAUCCAAAAGUUAGAGAUGCAGAUGAGAGACCUUUCAAGAGAGCAAAACCCAAAGAAAAAAUGGCAACUUCCUAGUGAUACCAUUGCGAACCCGAAGAGUGGUGGAAGUGGCUCAACUUCUCACAUCAUGGAAAUAACUACUAGAAGUGGGAAGGUUUUACAAGGUGACAUUGAGCAAGAGGUUGUUGGGGAAGAAGCCGAACAAGAAGUUGAAGCAGAAGAGCAAGGGGUUGUUGAAGUUGAAAGUGUGCCGGAAAAAGAGAAGGUGCAAGAAGUGAACCAAGAAGGGGUGAAGGAAAAGGAUAAGGAGACAUCAAAAGCUCCACCUCCUAUUCCUAGACCUCCUCCGCCUUUUCCUCAAAGAAUUAUUAGAAGGGUUGAUGAUAGCAAGCUUGAGAAAUUCUAUGAUAUUCUAAAGCAAUUGUCGGUGAACAUUCCAUUCUUGGAGGCUUUUCAAGAAAUGCCAGGGUUUGCCAAAUAUUUGAAGGAUUUGAUCACCAAAAAGAGGACCACAAAGAAUGAGGUGGUAAACAUGACUCACCGGGUUAGCUCUAUUCUUGCCACAAGCCCUGUCCAAAAGAAAAAGGACCCGGGAGCAUUUACUAUUCCAUGCACUAUCGGGGAGCGUGACUUUGCAAAAGCCCUUUGUGACAAUGGGGCUAGCAUCAACUUGAUGCCACUUGCCAUCUACAAGCAAACGGGAUUAGGGAUGCCGAGGCCAACAAGCAUGAGGUUACAAAUGGCCGAUCGAUCUAUUAAGCGACCGGUAGGAAUUGUUGAUGAUGUGAUUGUGAAAGUUGGAAAAUUCCAUUUACCCACCGACUUUGUAAUUCUUGACUCUGCUAUUGAUAAAGAGAUACCUAUCAUCUUGGGGAGACCAUUCCUAGCCACGGGAAGAGCACUCAUGGAUUCAAAGCGAAAUGAAAUUAAGUUCCGGGUGAAUGAUGAAGAAGUCACAUUUCAAGCGAGAAAGGGUAUGAAAUUACCCAAUGAGUAUGAGAGCAUUUCAGUGAUAGAUGUGGUUGAUGAGGUUGAAGAUACCGUCGAAUUGAAAAUGGAAGAACAAUGCCUUGGUGAGGCAUUGGCGGCUAUCUUGGUAAACUUUGAUGGUGAGGACAUGGAUGGGUACAUGGAGUCGGUAAACCAAUUGUUGGAAGUCUUGAAAGAACAUAGGCAAGCUAUUGGAUGGACCAUUACGGAUAUUCGUGGAAUCCCCGCAGGAAUUUAUGAACAUAAAAUCCAAUUGUAG
Nicotiana tabacum (common tobacco) is the source of this 1281-nucleotide messenger RNA. The record is from RefSeq and is a predicted model, not a curated record. Lineage: Eukaryota; Viridiplantae; Streptophyta; Magnoliopsida; Solanales; Solanaceae.